Molecule: messenger RNA, 3510 nt
Organism: Corylus avellana
Lineage: Eukaryota; Viridiplantae; Streptophyta; Magnoliopsida; Fagales; Betulaceae
Product: FT-interacting protein 3
Source: RefSeq, a predicted model, not a curated record
UUCCCUUUCACCCAGCCAUCCUAAGCCAUUUAACUCGUUUUCCACAAUUCUUCUCUCUCUCUCUCUCUCUCUCGGAACCAUCCCAGAACCAAUCCUGGCCUUUCAUCUCUGCUUCCUUUCCUCCACUUUUAAGCCCGUGUAAGUCUCUGUUGCUCAGCUCAACAUCAAAGUUCUGUGCUUUCUUUUUCCUUGGCUUCCCACUGAAACUCUGUAGCUCUAAACAAGGUAGGCUUGUUUUCUUGCCAAGUCCGACAAGUGGCUGCUUAUAUAUUAUUUACAAAUCUCUUCUCAGUUCUGAUAUAAAUCUCAUGAGUAAUCUCAAACUAGGGGUUCAGGUUGUGAGUGCCCAUGACCUUAUAGCCAAAGAUGGGCAGGGCUCAUCUACUACUUUUGUGGAGCUCCACUUUGAUGGACAAAAAUUCCGUACCACUAUUAAAGAAAAAGACCUGAAUCCUGUUUGGAAUGAGAGCUUUUACUUCAAUGUCUCUGACCCAAACAACCUAUCUAACCUCACCCUUGAUGCCUAUGUCUAUAACCAAAAUAAAACCAAAAACUCCAAAUCCUGUCUUGGGAAAGUUCGCCUCACUGGGACAUCAUUUGUGCCGUAUUCUGAUGCUGUUGUUUUGCACUACCCUCUGGAAAAAGUAAGCUUUUUAUCACGAGUAAGAGGAGAGCUUGGUUUGCAAGUCUUUGUCACUGAUGAUCCUAAUAUAAAAUCCUCAAAUCCACUUCCUGCAAUGGAAUCCUCUUUGCAUACAGACUCACGUUCAAUCCAAAGUCAAGUUCUAGAUUUUGUCCCAAAUCCAUUCUCUAAUAAAAAAUCUGACUCGAGGCACACAUUCCGUCACCUUCCUAACCCAACUUCUGCACAGCCACAGAAGCAUAACACUCCCUCCAUGUCAACCCAGCCAAAUUUAAACUAUGGGGUACAAGAGAUGAAAUCUGGACCGCCGCCCCCGAAUGUUGUUCGCAUGUACGCGGGCUCACCAAUGCAAUCAGCUGAUUAUGCACUUAAAGAGACGAGUCCUCACCUUGGAGGGGGGCAGAUUGUUGGGGGGCGAGUAAUACCUAGAGACAGGCCAGCCAGCACAUAUGAUCUGGUUGAACAGAUGCGGUACCUUUUUGUACGUGUUGUGAAAGCUCGCGAUCUUCCCUCAAAGGAUGUGACUGGGAGUCUUGACCCUUUUGUUGAAGUUAGAAUUGGAAACUUCAAAGGAAUUACAAAGCACUUUGAGAAAAAACAGGACCCGGAGUGGAAUGAGGUGUUUGCCUUUGCAAAGGACAAUAUACAGUCAUCCGUUCUGGAAGUUGUAGUAAAGGACAAGGAUAUGAUAAAAGAUGACUUUGUUGGGCUUUUGCAGUUUGAUCUCAAUGAAGUUCCUACACGGGUUCCACCUGAUAGUCCUUUGGCUCCAGAAUGGUAUAGACUUGAAGACAAGAAAAGGGAGAAGAAGAAGAAUGGGGAGCUGAUGGUUGCUGUCUGGUUUGGCACACAAGCUGAUGAGGCUUUUCCUGAUGCUUGGCACUCGGAUACAUUUACUUCCUCUGAUAGCCCUUCAAUGGUGUCCUCACAUACCCGCUCAAAAGUUUACCAUUCACCAAGAUUGUGGUAUGUUCGUGUGAAUGUAAUUGAGGCACAAGACUUGGUUGUAUCCGACAAGUCUCGUUUUCCAGACGCAUAUGUUAGGGUACAGAUUGGUAACCAGGCUUUGAAGACAAAACCGGUUCAAGCUCGGACUGGGAACCCACUCUGGAAUGAGGAGUUCAUUCUUGUUGCUCCUGAGCCUUUUGAAGAUCUUCUGAUCCUUUCCGUUGAAGAUCGUGUAGGUCCUAACAAAGAGGAGAACAUUGGGAAAGUUGUUGUUCCAUUGAACUCUGUCGAGAGGCGUGCUGAUGAUCGAAAUAUUCGAAGCCGUUGGUUCAACAUUGACAAGUCCAUGUCAGCUGCCAUGGAUGGGGAUAGUGGAAAGAAAGACAAGUUCUCUAGUAGACUCCAUCUCUGUGUCUGUCUUGAUGGAGGGUACCAUGUGCUUGAUCAGCCUACUCACUACAGUAGUGACCUCCGCCCUACAGCAAAGCAGCUCUGGAAGUCAUCAAUAGGUGUUUUGGAACUCGGCAUUCUUAAUGCUGACGGGCUCCACCCUAUGAAAACAAGGGAUAGCAAGGGUACAUCGGACACAUAUUGUGUGGCGAAGUAUGGGCACAAAUGGGUUCGGACUCGAACAAUAAUGAACAGCUUGAGCCCAAAGUACAAUGAGCAGUAUACUUGGGAGGUUUAUGAUCCAGCUACAGUUCUUACUGUGGGGGUUUUUGAUGACAGCCACAUUGGUGGUUCAGACGGUAACAAAGAUAAGAACAUUGGCAAAGUUCGAAUCCGAAUUUCUGCUCUUGAGACUGGCCGAGUUUAUACUCACUCUUAUCCAUUGCUAGUCCUUUUCCCUUCUGGUGUCAAAAAAAUGGGUGAAUUACAUCUGGCAAUACGGUUGUCGUGCACAUCCCUGAUGAACAUGAUGCUUAUAUACUCUCGGCCUGUUCUGCCAAAGAUGCACUACAAAAGGCCCUUGAAUGUAAUGCAGCAGGACUGGCUGCGUCACCAGGCUGUGAGCAUUGUGUCAGCUAGGCUUGGUCGAGCAGAACCCCCUCUUAGGAAGGAGGUGGUUGAGUACAUGUCUGAUGCAAACUCUCAUCUUUGGAGCAGGAGGCGCAGCAAGGCAAACUUUUUCCGGAUGAUGUCAAUUUUCUCAGGAUUCCUUGCGCUUGGAAAGUGGUUUGGGGAUGUUUGCAUGUGGAGGAAACCCAUUACAACGGUGCUAGUACAUGUUCUCUUUGUGAUGCUCGCUUGUUUCCCAGAACUGGUUUUGCCAACUGUUUUUCUAUACAUGUUUGUAAUAGGACUUUGGAAUUUCCGAUACCGCCCAAGAAAUCCUCCUCACAUGGAUACAAGAAUCUCUUAUGCAGAUGCUGCACACCCUGAUGAGCUUGAUGAAGAAUUCGAUACGUUUCCGACAUCUCGGGGUACUGAUAUAGUCCGAGCAAGGUAUGAUAGGUUAAGGAUUGUGGCUGGGAAAAUUCAGAAUGUUGUGGGUGAUGUGGCUUCCCAACUAGAGCGGAUCCAGGCACUCCUAAGCUGGCGGGAUCCUCGUGCCACAGUUAUAUAUGUGGCAUUCUGUUUUGUGGCUGCCAUUGUGUUGUAUGUGACACCCUUCCAGGUGAUGGUUCUUUUGGCCGGAUUUUACGUCAUGAGGCACCCCAGGUUUCGGCGAAGCAUGCCAGCACCACCACUUAAUUUCUUCCGCCGGCUGCCGGCUAGGACAGACAGCAUGUUGUAGAUGGUAUUUUCUGUCAAAAGUUUCUCCCGUGUUGUGUGUUGGAUAAUGUUUAAAGGCAGUGUUGUAAAUGUUGUGUCUGUCUACUGUUUUUGGUUGUUUAUGUUGUCUGGUCAUGGAGGGUUGAUACAGACGUAUGCAGACUGUGAAAUCAAUUGUAGUCAAAUGAAUUUUGUGUUUAGCA